Paraglomus occultum is the source of this 1248-nucleotide messenger RNA. The record is from the annotation of a GenBank genome assembly. NCBI's taxonomy places the organism in Eukaryota, Fungi, Glomeromycota, Glomeromycetes, Paraglomerales, Paraglomeraceae.
AUGUCAAUAUCAAAGUUGUUGGAUGAUAAGGUAGAAGUUGAAGAAAAAAAAGGAGAAUCAUCGCACAGAAUAGGUCUCAAAGAAUCACCAAGAAAAAAAAUAGAGGAUGAAAAAGCAGAAUUAAAAAAAAUAAUUUCUAAUGCUAAAAGUAAAUUAGGAGAAGAUUUAGAAUUUCUUUUAGAAAUGUAUUUAGAAACUCAAGAAGAUAUUGAAAAAAUAGGAAGCGAUUCCUUCAUAGAAAAACACCUUCAAAAAUUAGAAAACUCUCUCACUAGAAAAAUAAGUAAGGAGGAAUUACAAGAAAUUUAUCAAAAGCAGAAAGAAGUGAACCAAAAAGAAAAUACGAGCGCACGCUCGCAGCAGGCUAAAAAAGAAGAACAAAUAAGCGAAGAUUUAAGGGAUCAUAUAGAGACUAUGCUUAGUAUGCUAGAAGAUAAUAUUGUUGACGAAGAGAAAGGCGGGACCUCUCUUCAUUUACCGGGGGCAAAAAAAAGAGUAGAAAAAACUAAAAAUAACUUGACAAAAAAAAUAGGUAUUGAAAAAUUAAACGAAAUUUGUCAAAUAAAAGAAGAAGUUGUCAAACUAGAAAUUGAUAAAAAAAAAAUAGAAAAAGAAAUUAAUCAAGAGGAUAAAAUAUUUAAAAUGAUUAAAGAUUCUAGUUUGGGACUCGAUUCUGAACAAGAAGACAAGGAAGCUCUCCAGGAGGAAUCAGCUUCAAAAAAGAGAAAAAAAGGCUACACUUUUGAUAACCAUUCGCGAGCAAAAUUAAUAAGAGCCGAGAGUCAGAAGCAAAAAGACAAAGUCACGAAAGUUGGACAAAAGGAAAUUAGUCAUUUUAGUCAGCGAAAAUUCGAGUUAGGAAGGAAGAUGACUCAAAGUAGAAAAAUGAGAAUAGACCUCCCAACCUCCCGCCCAAUAAGGACUGAUAAUAUGACACAAUCUGCAGAGAGACCUAAUUUAGAACAUAUAAUAGGAAAAGGCGGAUAUGGAAAGGUAUACUAUGGUAAAUGGAAACUACAAGAUGUGGCCGUUAAGGAACUAUACAUGUCGUCCAAGAACAUCUUGCAAGAUGAUAUUAAAGAAAUCCUAAAUGAAAUUAACAUUCUUAAAGAUCUGAGAAAUCGGUACAUUAUUCAAUAUUAUGGCACUUAUUUUGAUGACCAAGAACUUCUGAUUAUUAUGGAUUAUGCCGAAAAUGGUAGUUUAACCAAACAUAUUAAUGACAAUAAGGACAAAGAGCAUGAUUGA